Messenger RNA from Cylicocyclus nassatus, 330 nucleotides. The record is from the annotation of a GenBank genome assembly. Lineage: Eukaryota; Metazoa; Nematoda; Chromadorea; Rhabditida; Strongylidae.
AUGCUGGUGGAACGAGGGUUUUAUCAAUUUGUUCACAUUUAUAUUUUUUCUAACCACUAUCUAUACGAGGUUCUUUUCAACCAUCACUUCAAUGCUGUUGAGAAACUCGAAAAGUGGAAGAUACUUGCACUACAAAUCUUUCUUCCUACUUUGACAGUGAGCCCACUGUAUUUGAUUUUUGAGUUCCACUACGUCGUAAAUUAUGACCGAGUGUCGUUGUCUAGCACCAACGUCCUCUUCCUUCUUGGACUAACUUAUCGAGGUGCCGCUUUUGCACUUUGUGUAUCUGGCUACUUGUUUCUUUUCUUCACAGUAAAAAGCAAAGCGUGA